CUUAUCCCAGACAGCUCAUAGAGAGAGAGAGAGGACCUUCACCGAUCGGAAACCCUAGGAGAGAGAAAAGUUAGUUAGAGAGCAAUGGCGGAAGCGAAUCCUAGCCGUGGCAACGGUAGAAGAGGCGGUGGACCAAUGGACGACGACAAACUAGUCUUCGAAACAACCGAAGGGAUCGAGCCCAUCACCAAUUUCAACGACAUGGGGAUCAAGGAAGACGUGCUCCGCGGCGUCUACGAGUACGGCUUCGAGAAACCCUCCGCGAUCCAGCAGAGAGCCGUCAUGCCGAUUCUCCAAGGCCGCGACGUCAUCGCCCAGGCUCAGUCCGGUACCGGGAAAACCUCGAUGAUUGCUCUCUCCGUCUGCCAAAUCGUCGACACUUCGUCUAGAGAAGUUCAGGCGUUGAUAUUGUCUCCAACGAGAGAGCUGGCUUCGCAGACGGAGAAGACUAUUCAAGCGAUUGGGUUGCACGCGAAUAUUCAGGCGCAUGCGUGUAUUGGUGGGAAGAGCGUUGGGGAAGAUAUUAGGAAGCUGGAGAACGGUGUCCAUGUUGUGUCUGGGACGCCUGGGCGUGUUUGUGAUAUGAUUAAGAGGAGAAGUUUGCGUACCAGGGGUAUUAAGCUUUUGAUUCUUGAUGAAUCUGAUGAGAUGCUGAGCAGAGGGUUCAAGGACCAGAUUUAUGAUGUUUACAGAUAUCUUCCACCUGAUCUUCAGGUUUGCUUAGUUUCUGCAACUCUUCCUCACGAGAUUUUGGAGAUGACAUCAAAGUUUAUGACGGAGCCAGUAAAGAUACUUGUGAAGCGUGAUGAGUUGACUCUUGAAGGCAUUAAACAAUUUUUCGUUGCUGUUGAGAAGGAAGAAUGGAAAUUUGAUACACUUUGUGAUCUUUAUGACACACUUACUAUUACUCAAGCUGUUAUCUUCUGCAACACUAAACGAAAGGUGGAUUGGCUAAGUGAGAAAAUGAGGACUAACAACUUCACAGUUUCAUCAAUGCACGGUGACAUGCCUCAGAAGGAAAGAGACGAAAUCAUGAAUCAGUUCCGGUCAGGCGACAGUCGUGUUUUGAUCACGACGGAUGUAUGGGCACGUGGUAUUGAUGUGCAGCAAGUUUCUCUUGUCAUCAAUUAUGAUCUUCCUAACAACCGUGAGCUCUACAUCCAUCGUAUUGGAAGAUCUGGUCGUUUCGGGCGUAAGGGUGUUGCGAUCAACUUUGUUAAAAGCGACGACAUCAAGAUCCUCAGGGACAUUGAGCAGUACUACAGUACCCAGAUUGACGAGAUGCCAAUGAAUGUAGCUGAUCUUAUCUAAAAAGACCUUGUCUGGCAUUUUUGUGAUGGUCUUUUUGCUUUCAAUGUGAAGUGUCUGGAUGAUGGUCUUUUUGCUUUCAAUGGGAAGUGUCGGAUGAUAAAGUAUUGUUCGGAGCUUGCGUAAGAUUAUUGUUUUAUCUUUUGAUGCUUCACUGAAUACCUCUACCCGCUUUGAUGUUUCUUUGGGUUCUUUCGAACACUCGUGUGGUAAAUGUUUAAUGACUUGUGAAGCGAUUUCGGUAGAGUUUAGUCUUCUCUCCCUUGUAAUUUGUUUUGCUUUGUUGCUCAAAUCUCCAACUUUCAUUACUUUGUAAGGCUACGAUCAACAGUUGAAAAAGGUUCAGUGUUUUCUUA
Messenger RNA from Raphanus sativus (radish), 1664 nucleotides. RefSeq names its product eukaryotic initiation factor 4A-III homolog. Gene Ontology annotation, molecular function: mRNA binding; RNA helicase activity; ATP binding. Gene Ontology annotation, cellular component: nucleolus; catalytic step 2 spliceosome. The transcript is spliced from 7 exons. The record is from RefSeq and is a predicted model, not a curated record. NCBI's taxonomy places the organism in Eukaryota, Viridiplantae, Streptophyta, Magnoliopsida, Brassicales, Brassicaceae. The coding region runs from base 85 to 1311 and encodes 408 amino acids.